AUAUAUAAAUUAAUUAAAAGUAAAAAAUCUAAAACUAAGGAAAUUAAAACCUUAAAUAAUAGGAAUAAGUCCAUCAAAAAUAUUAAGCAGAUAGAAAUAGAAAUGCAAGAUUAAAGCAUAACAAAAUAAGUUAAAAAAUAUAAAUUAGUUUUUAUUGGAGAUUAGUCUGUUGGAAAAACUUCAAUCAUCAAUAGAUUUAUAAACGACUCAUUUUAGGGAACGCAAUAACCUACAGUUGGUAUCGACUUCGUUGCAAAAACACUUCAUUUAGAUAAUAAAACAAUCAGAUUAUAAUUAUGGGAUACUGCUGGUUAAGAACGUUUUAGAAGUUUAAUACCCUCAUAUAUCAGAGAUUCUGAUGCAGCUAUAAUUGUCUAUGAUAUAACAAACUAAGCUUCAUUUGCAAGUGUAAACAAAUGGUUAGAUUACGUAAGAGAAGAAAGAGGAGAUGGCGUUUUGAUAGUUUUAUUGGCAAAUAAAUUAGAUUUACCUGAUUAAAGAGCUGUUUAAACUGUGGAUGGAUAGCAAUUUGCAAAAUAACAAAAUUUAAUAUUCAGUGAAGUUUCUGCUAAGGAAGGAAAUAAUAUAAAUGAUGUUUUCAAAAAUUUAGCUUAACUUUUAUAAGGAAGUGAAAAAUCUGAUCAAACUGAUAUGGAUUUGGGAAUUAAAGGCGCAGCUAGUAAUAAUAGCAAAUGCACUACUGCAGGAGGAACAAUAUAGUUAAGUACUAACUAAGAUGCACCUGUUAAGUAAACUUAAGACAAAUAGUGUUAAUGUUGA
Messenger RNA from Tetrahymena thermophila SB210, 780 nucleotides. RefSeq names its product Rab-family small GTPase. The record is from RefSeq and is a predicted model, not a curated record. Gene Ontology annotation, molecular function: GTPase activity; GTP binding. Lineage: Eukaryota; Ciliophora; Oligohymenophorea; Hymenostomatida; Tetrahymenidae. The transcript has 5 exons.